AUGUGCACAGUUUGCCUCCUUUGCCUCUCACCCACCCUGGGCGGGGAGGUAUGGCGAGCUGGGCUGGGAGCUGGGGAAGGGGUCGUGACUCGUUCGCUGUGGGGUGGUGGUGCGGCUUUGGAGCAGAGUGUUUGGCGCACAGCCAGGGCAGCGCGUGCAGGCGGGCAGCAAGGAGUGCAGUGCUGCAGGGGGCGGGUCAGGGGAGCGGGGGAGGCGGGGCAGGGGAGGCGGGGGUUAGGGAGAGAGGGUGCAGGGAUCCUCCUAUCCCCCGUUCCACCCUUAUACCCUACCACACUUUUACCUCCUGCCCUCCUCCCUUACUCCGUUCCGUCGUUCCCCCACAGUCGUCCUCCUCUCCCUCUCCCUUCCUCCCUUCCUCCAUCUCUCUGCCUCACUACCCUCUUUACCCUCUCUGUUGCCCGUCCUCCUUUCCUCCCUUCCUCCAUCUCUCUGCCUCCCUACCCUCUUUACCCUCUCUGUUGCCCGUCCUCCCUUCCUCCCAUCCUUCUUUCCUGCCAUUCUUCCUCUCCUCAUCCUCCCUCGAUCCAGUCCCCCUUCCCCUUUCCAUCUCCCACUCUCCCACCCCCUUCCUCACGCCAACCCUGCUCCUCCGUUCCACCCUUCUACCUUCCCCCUUGUACCGAGCCGCACUUUUUCCUCUCAUCCGCCCAUCAUCUCAUCCGCCCAUCCUCUCAUCCGCCCAUCAUCUCAUCCGCCCAUCAUCUCAUCCGCCCAUCAUCUCAUCCGCCCAUCCUCUCAUCUGCCCAUCAUCUCAUCCGCCCAUCCUCUCACCGUCGCCCACGCUUCUGCCUUAGUGCCUUUCCGUGCUCUCUCUCCCCUACCCACGCUUCAUCUCGCUCACCCUUCCGCCCUUCCUCCGUGUCUCCCUUGCUCAUUUUCUGCCUCCGUGCAUUCUUUGUUCCCCACCCUCCAUCAGAGUUUGUGGUUCGUGUCUGUGCAGGUCUGCCAUGCAUCCAAUUCUGA
Messenger RNA from Closterium sp. Naga37s-1, 984 nucleotides. NCBI's taxonomy places the organism in Eukaryota, Viridiplantae, Streptophyta, Zygnematophyceae, Desmidiales, Closteriaceae. The record is from the annotation of a GenBank genome assembly.